Molecule: messenger RNA, 3348 nt
Organism: Triticum aestivum (bread wheat)
Lineage: Eukaryota; Viridiplantae; Streptophyta; Magnoliopsida; Poales; Poaceae
Product: putative disease resistance protein RGA1
Exons: 4
Coding region: 165-3125 (986 amino acids)
Molecular function (GO): ADP binding
Source: RefSeq, a predicted model, not a curated record
UUCGGCAGAUCUUUUCUUUUCUCAUAGCCAACCCCAAAUCCAAUCCUACAUUGGUAGGCUCCGGACAUCCCCAAAGGCCCCUCUGCUUCUCUCUCAGUUUACCUAUCAACCCCACUCGUUGACCACAGACAAAGAAAGCUCGUUGUAGGAGUAAACCAGCAGUAAUGGCUACCCGAGCCAUCGUCCAGAGGGCAUGCGCGAAGCUCAGAUCCGCCAUAAGACUUGAAGCCGUGGUGCAUUUGAACUUUGCCCGUGACCUGCGGGAUAUGUUGGAGGUGCUGGUGGCCAUCCAAACGAUGCUGGAGGAUGCCGAGAUGCAGCUGUUCAGGGAUGGAUCGACGGCGUCUUAUCUGCAGCUUGCGGUGAGCGCCGCCUACAGUACCAUAGACACUGUAGACGAGCUGCAGGACGCGACAACGAUGACAAGGAUGCUGCCCCGCCUUGCCAUCAUGAAGAAUGCAAUGGCCACCCAGGUGCAGGAGACCAAAAAGAUAGUGAUGUGGGUACUGGAAUGUUCGCGUGAGUUAUCAGAAUAUACAGAAGAAAACACAAUAAUGUUCCAUCAAAUUAUUGAGGAACGAAAAACUGGACCAGUUUUUGAGGAAGCAAUGGUUUUGGGAAGAGGGUCAGAUAAAGAGAGGAUAAUAGCCGCACUCCUAUCUACUGAGCCCAACAUCACGCAAGAGAACAUCACCAUCCUUCCCAUCUUUGGGCUUCUAGGCAGUGGCAAGACAACCAUGGCACAAAUGGUUUUUAACGAUACUCACUCCCUCCAAGGCUACGACUUCCGGGUAUGGAUUCAUGUGUCUCCCCAGUUCGACUUCCAUACAAUAGGCAACUCCAUUAUUUCUCACGUAUCAGGAAGGGGACAAGAAGAGAUCAACCAUUCUUCUUCAGACGUGGAGGGCAUGGAAAGUAUGAUGAACCGCCUUCAGAAGCUACUUAGUGGUAAAAAGGUGCUCCUUGUUUUGGAUGACUUGUGGGAGGAGGAUCCCAUUCAGUUGCGGCGGUUGAAGUCCAUGUUAACUUCCUUGGGAGACAAGAUGGACGUACUAGUAACCACAUGCAACCAAGCCAUCGCCAGAAGGAUCUGUACAGUUGAGCCGUACAUGCUAAAUCGGUUGAGUGAUGACACGUGUUGGCAAAUAAUCAAGAAAUCGAUCCGAUUCAAAGUAGGAGAAGAAGAGUUGGAGAAGAUUGGACGGGAGAUCGCAAGCAAGUGCAGGGGUGUGCCAUCAGCAGCUAGAGAUUAUGCAGGGAUGCUAGAUUGUUAUUCCCGAGAUGCUAGAUUAUGGUGGAAAAAAACCAUGGAACUGAAUAUCUGCUUUAGUGUUAUGAACUAUGGUUCAGCAUUUUCGCUAGUCCUUUCAACUUUCGAGCUAAGCUACAAGAGUAUGCCACCAUCUUUGAGGCUAUGCUUUGCUUAUUGUUGUCUAAUCUUCCCAGCCAGCCACAGCAUGGUCAAAGAUGACCUGGUUCAUCACUGGAUCGCUCUUCACCUCAUUGAGCCAUCUGAAAUAUUGUCUGCCACAAAGAUAGCUGAGGAGUAUAUUACCAGGCUUCAAGACUUGUCAUUCCUUCAAACUGCAGAGCUGGACAACGUCAGUGGAAAAGAUGAAAAGGGUGCAAUCUUGUUCACUAUACAUGAUCCGGUGCACGACCUCAUGGUAUGGUUCCUAGGAAAUUCGAGCUACCGUCUAGCCACCAAUCCUCAUGGGAAAAUUGAUGACACGUAUGAUAAGUAUCUAAGGGCACUAUGUUGUGUUGGUUGUAGCAAAGUGGAGUUUAAAGAUGACUCUUUUUCACGCAAGAAGUGCCUACGUGUGCUGGAACUAAAGGAGAGCUCUGUGCAAAAGCUACCACACUCCAUCUGUCAACUGAGGUACCUGGGGUAUCUCAAGAUAUCAGAAUUCACUGGGCUGGUUACUCUGCCAGACUCAUUUGGGCAACUGAAAAAUCUGUUCCAUAUUGACUUAUCAGGCUGCUCCAGGCUUGCAGCUCUUCCGGAAUCAUUUGGAGAUCUCAUAAACUUGAGCCAUGUCAAUCUAUCACGAUGCCAUGGACUGGCAGGGCUUCCAGAACCACUCCAGAAUCUCGGCAAACUGGUACACCUGGAUUUAUCAUUCUGGUCUUGUUUUGAAGAGAUCGGGAAAAACCUUGGUGGCCUCACCACGCUGGAGCAUUUGAACUUAUCAAACCCUUGCUGUCAUCUUGAUCACCGGUCUCAUCUCAAAGGGCUAAAAGGGCUAAAAGAUGGUCUGUGCAAGCUCACCAAACUACGAUAUCUGAACUUGUCAGCGUGUCUGAAUCCUAUCUUUUACUACCACCAGUCACAAGAGGACAGUCUCAAAUACCUUGGAGAGUGUGUCAGAAAUCUUUCUAGCCUAGAACAUUUGGACCUGUCUCAUCACACAUUUCUUUUUGGUCUGCCUGCGAGUCUAGGUGAGCUCAACAAUCUGAAAACACUGAAUCUCUCAGGCUGCAUCAGACUCAAGAUGGUUGGUGAAAUGAAGUCUCUCACAUUUACAAAUCUGAGGAUGUGCCGUGGCCUAGAGAGUUGCCAGUUUGUGGUUCGCAUCAUCGAUGAUGAUGAUGUGUAUAGCAGCAGCAACAUUGUUCAGCUGGAGGUGGUAAAUUGCCAAGAGCUCCAGAUAAGCUGCCUUGAAAAUGUCAGGUCUAGAGUGGAAGCACAGAGAAUCAAAAUGGCGGAGAAACAGAAGAUUAAAAAGUUGAAGCUUUCUUGGACUUUGGACUCUCUCAGAUCAGUGGAGGACAGUGCUUUGUUGGGAGAAUUACUGCCACCACCUAAUCUGCAGUGCCUUGAGGUUAAUGGUUACGCCGGAACAUGCCUCCCGGAGUACUUGGGUGAGCUCACCUCUCUCCAGGAACUCAAGAUCGUCUGCUGCAAGCACCUCAACUCGUUACCGGAUAGAAUGCAGAAACUCACCAGCCUCAAGGAUCUGUGUAUUUUUGACUGUCCAGAAUUGGAGAAGUGGUGUCAGCUAGAGGAGAACAAGAAAAUGCUGGCGCACAUCCCCAACAAAAAUUAUGAGGAACCUGCUAGUACUAGCAGGCAGGAGAUUGAGGAGGACGACAGAUCGGGCGACGAGGUGGAGGCGGUGUAGGAAGACGCCAUGGCGGCGAGGAAUUGUUGCUUGCGAUGAAGAACGAAUUUCGGUGCAAAAUGGAAUGCCAUUUGAUUACCAGCUACCCUUGCAAGUUGCAACGUAUGUUCGCCUGCAGACUCUUUCAGGCAGCAAAACAUGAUGAUUUUGAUUUCGGACAGCUUACUUUCCGCGUCCCUGUACAAUUUAAUCGGUUAAUCUGAAUAUAUUAUAUGCUGUGUAA